AUGUCUCACGAAGGUCAAGAAGAAUUGUUAGAUUACUCUGAUUCCGAAGAAAUCGCCGUCCAAACCACUGGUGCCACCGCUGAAGGUGAAGCCGCCAAUGGUAAAGAAGCCGACAAGAAAGGCUCCUAUGUCGGUAUUCAUGCCACUGGUUUCAGAGACUUCUUACUUAAACCAGAAUUAUUGAGAGCCAUUGGUGAUUGCGGUUUCGAACAUCCUUCUGAAGUCCAACAAGUUUGUAUUCCACAAUCUAUUUUGGGUACUGAUGUUUUAUGUCAAGCCAAAUCAGGUUUAGGUAAAACCGCUGUUUUUGUUUUAUCUACUUUACAACAAUUAGAUCCAGUUCCAGGUGAAAUUUCAACUUUGGUUAUUUGUCAUACCAGAGAAUUAGCUUAUCAAAUUCGUAACGAAUACGCUCGUUUUUCUAAAUAUAUGCCAGAAGUUAAAACUGAAGUUUUCUAUGGGGGUACUCCAAUCUCUAGAGAUUUGGAAAAAUUGAAAAAUAAGGAUACCUGUCCACAUAUUGUUGUUGCUACCCCUGGUAGAUUACAUGCUUUAGUCAAUGAAAAAGGUAUUAGAUUAAGUAACAUCAAAUCCUUUGUUAUUGAUGAAUGUGAUAAAGUUUUAGAAUCUAUUGAUAUGAGAAGAGAUGUUCAAGAUAUCUUCCGUAAUACUCCUCAUCAAAAACAAGUUAUGAUGUUUUCUGCUACUUUAUCCCAAGAAAUUCGUCCAGUUUGUAAAAAAUUUAUGCAAAAUCCAUUGGAAAUUUAUGUUGAUGAUGAAGCUAAAUUAACCUUACACGGUUUACAACAAUAUUACAUCAAAUUAGGUGAACAAGAAAAGAAUAGAAAAUUAUCUGAAUUAUUAGAUUCUUUGGAAUUUAAUCAAGUUAUUAUCUUUGUUAAAUCUACUCAAAGAGCUAAAGAAUUAAAUAAAUUAUUAUGUGCUUGUAAUUUCCCAUCUAUUGCUGUUCAUUCUGGUUUAAAACAAGAAGAAAGAAUUGAAAGAUAUAAAUCUUUUAAAGAAUUUAACAAACGUAUUUGUGUUUCUACUGAUGUUUUCGGUAGAGGUAUUGAUAUCGAAAGAAUUAACUUGGCUAUCAAUUACGAUUUACCAAAUGAAGCUGAUCAAUACUUACAUAGAGUUGGUAGAGCUGGUAGAUUUGGUACCAAAGGUUUAGCUGUUUCUUUAGUCUCAACCAAAGAAGAUGAAGAAGUUUUAGAAAAAAUUCAAUCAAGAUUCGAUGUCAAAAUCACCGAAUUCCCAGAAGAAGGUGUUGAUCCUUCUAGUUACAUGAACACUUAG
Messenger RNA from Hyphopichia burtonii NRRL Y-1933, 1302 nucleotides. It is a transcript of the gene SUB2, whose product is annotated as ATP-dependent RNA helicase. Bases 1 to 1302 code for a protein of 433 amino acids. The record is from RefSeq and is a predicted model, not a curated record. NCBI's taxonomy places the organism in Eukaryota, Fungi, Ascomycota, Pichiomycetes, Serinales, Debaryomycetaceae. Gene Ontology annotation, biological process: mRNA splicing, via spliceosome; mRNA export from nucleus. Gene Ontology annotation, molecular function: RNA binding; ATP binding; RNA helicase activity. The transcript is spliced from 2 exons.